This is a messenger RNA of Megalops cyprinoides (Indo-Pacific tarpon), 2094 nucleotides long. It is a transcript of the gene orc2, whose product is annotated as origin recognition complex, subunit 2. The coding region runs from base 174 to 1904 and encodes 576 amino acids. Gene Ontology annotation, cellular component: nuclear origin of replication recognition complex; nucleus. Gene Ontology annotation, molecular function: DNA replication origin binding. NCBI's taxonomy places the organism in Eukaryota, Metazoa, Chordata, Actinopteri, Elopiformes, Megalopidae. The transcript has 17 exons. The record is from RefSeq and is a predicted model, not a curated record. Gene Ontology annotation, biological process: DNA replication.
UGCGUCGAUGGAGUAUUGUGCGUCUUUGUGGUAUUUUUAGUGUCAGUUGAUUCUUGUAUCCCUGUUGUGUAAUAUAAAUGUAUAAAGUUUGUAGUACAUUAGCGGUUUAUUAAGUCGUACGGAAUUACAGAAGAACCGAACUUCCGCUCGAUUUCGGACGCCAUUGAUGCUGCAUGGUCGCAUGUCAAAGUGAGAUCAUGAGUCCUCAGAAACGGACCAAAGAUGCUGGGAUUCUGGAAGUUCGUUUUGUUGGAGACGCGGAUGUGCUGGACCACAUCGUUGAUAAACAAGAGGGUGUAAAGGUUUCAAAGAGCUCGGCCCAGAAGCUGGUCACUCUGAAACCCAGCCGGGACGAGCAGCAGGCAGAGCUGCAGGAGGAAGAGGAUGAUGAGGUCUUCAAUGAGGAAGACUACGUCCAGGCGCUCGGCACUGGACCUGAAGAAAAUGGUUCUGCUGGAGCAGGUGGCGCGGCAGUCUUCACGUUCCAGACCGUCAAGCGCUCCAACAAGAUGGCCCAGAUGGCGUCUGAGUGGGCUCGCACCCCGGGAAAGAGUGUCACGUUCAGCACCCCUGAAUCCCCAGACAAGUGCAGCAGCCCCCCCAGAGCCAGCAAGAGGCAGGCCAGCCAAAACAAGACUCCCCAGAAGGGAAAGAAAGUGCAGUUCGUCUCCACCACUCCACACAGACUGAGAAAAAGGCUGUCAGCGCCCAGCCUGAAGUCUGACAGCGACAGCGACCUGUCUCCCUCCCACUCUGAGGAUGAGGAGGAGGAUGAAGAGGAGAAGCCUGCGAGGACUGAGACAGAGCCGAAGACUCCCAGCAAAGCAGCUGCGGCAGCCCUGUACAAGACUCCCGCCAAGAAGAGCAAGAAGGAGCCAGAGCCCAGUCUUUUGGAGGAAUACUUUGAAGCACACAGCAGCUCAAAGGUCGUGACCUCUGACAGAACCCUACAGAGACUUCAGACUCCCAGACUUGACCAGGAAACGCUGUUCAGGCUGUUGGACGGAAAGCCCUCCUGUUACUCAGAGGAGAUCAGUCGCUUAAACAAGGAGCAUGAGAAGCAUUUCAGCAGGUGGAUGUGGCAGCUACAGUUGGGGUUCAGUGUGCUGCUGUAUGGCCUGGGCUCGAAGCGGGCUCUACUGGAGCAGUUCCGCACGUCCAUGCUGUCUGACUCCGCCCACCUCGUCAUCAACGGCUUCUUUCCCAGUAUCACCCUGAAGUCGAUCCUGAACUCCAUCACAGGAGAGGUGCUGGAGCAUGAAGGAAACUUCCGAACUCCCAUGGAUCAGAUGGACUUCAUUGUGAAAACCUUGAGACAAGACCCUGAGUUCCACGUGUACCUGCUGAUCCACAAUAUCGAUGGGCCAAUGCUGCGGGCGGAGAGGACUCAGCAGACGCUGGGACAGCUGGCCUCUCUUCCCAACAUGCACCUGCUCGCCUCCAUCGACCACAUCAACGCCCCGCUAGUGUGGGACCAGUCAAAGAUGAGUCAGUUUAACUGGCUGUGGUACGAGACGACCACCUACCUACCGUACGUGGAGGAGACGUCGUACGAGAACUCGCUGCUGGUGCAGCAGUCCGGAGCGCUGGCCCUCAGCUCACUGACCCACGUGCUGCGCAGCCUCACCCCCAACGCCAGGGGGAUUUUCAGACUGCUGGCAGAGUUUCAGCUGGAAAACAAGGACAACCCCUCCUACUCAGGCCUGUCCUUCCAGGACUUUUAUCAGAGGUGUCGUGAGGCCUUCCUGGUGAACAGUGACAUCACCCUGAGGACACAGCUGACCGAGUUCAGGGACCACAAGCUAAUCCGCACCAAGAAGGGUGCUGACGGUGUGGAGUACCUGCUCAUUCCCAUCGACACGGGAACACUGACCGACUUCCUGGAGAAGGAGGAAGCAGAGUGAAGCCCGUGGGGAGAGCGAGUUCUGAACCUCAGAGACACAGGAAAUGCUGUGAAAGCCCAGGGCCCAGGAGAGCAAGUCUGCAGUCACUCAGUGUGAACAUGCUUCUGUGGGACUCCGUCACAGUGUGGGACAGCACAUCGAUCUCUUGCAUGAAAUGGCACUUUUGAUGUCUUCACAGAUGUCCAAUGCU